AAUGAAUGAUCCAGAAUUGUACAACAUGGCUAAUUCAUUACAAAAGAAUGCAGCAGUCCAAUGUCUUAAUGAAUAUGCGAAGAAAAUUAACUGGAAGAACAUUGGAGACAGCGCCAUUGACCUAGGAUGUGGUGAUGGAAGCGUUACUGUUAUUUUAAAGAAAUACAUGCCCAGUAAUUACAAGAAGUUGGUCGCAUGUGAUAUAAGCGAAAAGGCGGUCAAAUAUGCAAAUGAACAUCACAGUGAUGAAGUCACCAUGUUCAAGGUGCUGGACAUCCAGGGAGACCUGCCGGAUGAAAUGUAUUCAGCAUUCCACCACGUGUUCUCUUUUUAUGCACUGCACUGGAUACGAAAUCAAGAGAAGGCAUUUAGAAAUAUCUAUAAUCUUCUAGAAGAAGGCGGAGACUGUCUCCUCACCUUCCUUGGCUACGCUCCCUUGUACAGCGUCUACAGUAUCCUAUCACAAUGCUCCAAGUGGGAAUCUUGGUUGAAAGAUGUCAAAAAGUUCAUAUCACCUUAUCACGAUAUGCAGGAACCAGAAAAAAAGGUCACCCAAAUGAUGCAAGAAAUAGGUUUCAAAAAUAUUGAUGUCAAAUGCAAGGAAAUGCGUUUUGUAUUUGACAGCGUGGAAGCUAUGAAAAAUACAAUAAAAGCUAUUGAGCCUUUCGAUAUGCCGAAAGAUGUGUAUGAAGAGUUCAUGCAAGAUUACUACGCGGUGGCCCAAGAGAUUGGCGUCGUAGAAAUAAACAACAAUGACGUCUCAGACACAACAAUAAAUUGCUCCUAUUCACUGCUCGUCGUGUGCGCAAGCAAAUAGUUAAAGCUCGCUGAAAUUAACCCUAAAAUUAAGUGAAACCAUAGUGAAAUUAUUGAGGCAAAUCCGCCUAAAAUCUGAUUACAGAUUACCG
Messenger RNA from Spodoptera exigua (beet armyworm), 908 nucleotides. The record is from the annotation of a GenBank genome assembly. NCBI's taxonomy places the organism in Eukaryota, Metazoa, Arthropoda, Insecta, Lepidoptera, Noctuidae.